CUGAGCUCUGAUCGGCUGUGUUCCAUCAUGAGUCGGUGGCGUCGUUCGGUGGAUGAGCUGACAGCAGGACGGCGGCGGCAGCAGGCAGAGUGUGAGCGCGCUCAGAAUGCUCUGAGUCGGGUCACUUCCUGCUUCCAGCAACUGGCAGCGUCACUGGGAAGUUCAGCCGACAGCAGCUUCCUACGGGAAGAGAUGGACGAGACGAGAGCGCUGGCUCACCGGAUCUGCUCAGGUCUGUCUCGCCGCCUGCUGCGCCUGCUGUCAGCCUGUGACUCCGCCCCCGUUGCCGUGGAUGACAGACAUGCUUCAGAGCGACUGUGGGUUCUCUUCCUGUCUGCAGUGGAGAACUUCCUGUCUGACCUCCGCAGGGCCAAAGAUCUGAUUGGUCAGUUCCCCCUGACCCAGCGCUCCAGCAGACGCUCACUGGUGAACACAGGAUGUUCCGACGGCCCGGUGGGUCUGGCGGCCCUGGCGCUGGUCCAAGUCCCCUGGCUGGUUCUGGAAGAAGAACCCAGUCCAGAUCUGACCAAUCACAUCGCAGGCCUGGAGGCCCAGCUGGGUGAGCUGCAGCAGAGGGUCCCGGUGGCGUUCUGGUCGGAGUCGACCCAGCCGGCGUGGGCCGAGGCUCUGAGCGACGCCGAGGAUCCGGAGGAAAGCCUGGAGGACUUGAUGGGUGUGGCGUCGUCCAGUGGCACCAAGCUGCCCGCCUGCUGCCAGGGAACCUGCUGCUGGGUCGGAUAG
This is a messenger RNA of Poeciliopsis prolifica (blackstripe livebearer), 741 nucleotides long. RefSeq names its product regulator of G-protein signaling 9-binding protein-like. Gene Ontology annotation, biological process: G protein-coupled receptor signaling pathway. Gene Ontology annotation, cellular component: neuron projection. The record is from RefSeq and is a predicted model, not a curated record. NCBI's taxonomy places the organism in Eukaryota, Metazoa, Chordata, Actinopteri, Cyprinodontiformes, Poeciliidae.